AUGAGCCAGCGCCAGAGCCAGCGCCGCGGCGGCCCGCGGGCCGACAUGGUGCCCGAGAUCGCCGCCGCCGUGGGCUUCGUCUCCAGCCUGUUGCGGACGCGGGGCUGCGUCAGCGAGCAGCAGCUGCAGGUCUUCAGCGGGGCGCUGCGGGAGGCGCUCGCAGAGCACUACAAACAUCACUGGUUUCCUGAGAAACCGUUCAAAGGCUCUGGGUAUCGCUGCAUCCGGAUCAAUCACAAAAUGGACCCCAUUAUCAGCAAGGCAGCUAGCCAGAUCGGACUCAGCCUACCGCAGCUCUACCAGCUCCUGCCCAGCGAGCUCACGCUCUGGGUGGACCCCUACGAGGUCUCCUACCGCAUCGGUGAGGACGGCUCCAUCUGUGUCUUAUAUGAAGCGACUGCAACAAAACCUGUGAGCUCCUAUGGGAUGCUUACCUGUAAGAACCAGAUGAUGUUAGGUCGCACCAGCCCUUCCAAAAGCUACAUCAUGACUGUCUCCAGCUAAAUACUACUCUUGUCCUUACACUGCCAAGACACAGGCUACUGUAUACCUCACCUGAGGAUCUAUUUUUAAGAUGAAGAGCUAUUUAUAUUUUUUAAAAAAAUCCAAGAAAAUCCAAAAUUAAAAUAUUGGGCACCGCUUUGAACAGAAGCGGUGUUCUAGGUGCCUUUUUUAAAGCUGUUGCAAGCUUGUGAGUUUUUAUUAUGAAGCCGAUAUCUACCUAAUUAGUGUUGGAUGGCAAUUUUGGGCUGGUUUGCUCACUUGAGCAGUUUGGAAUGCAGGAAGAGGGGGAAGAGCCAGGCUGGGAAGUGUGGCUUGGUGGUGGGAGAUGCCUGUGUCACCUUCUCACCAUCCUGGUACCUGACAGUAUUGCUGUAUUGCCAAGUAUUGCAGUACUGUUGGAGAAGGGAUGAAGGAGUUGCUGUCUUUCCUCCACUAACUUCUUCACUCCCCAGCUGGUCUGCUCUCUCUGGGGCCUGGAUAUAAUGUUUUGGGGAGCCUUGCCUCAGGGCUGGGUGAUGCUGGGGACCCUGGGAUCCCUCACCUUUGCUCUUGCUCAUCUCGUCUGGACCCACUUACUCCGUGAGUGUUGCAGCUCUGCUCUGCCCCACUCCCAGCACAAAGCGAGGGGGAGCGUGGCCUUUCUCCAACCCUUCCAUCUCUCCUGUCUGCUGCUGGACUGAAAGGGGACACAUAGGUAUUAGUGUCCUGUGAAGUGGAGCAAGGCAGAGAUGCACUGGUGGUCAGGCUGUGCAGAGAAGGUCCCCAAGAUGAAUAUUGCAGCUACUGUGGUGGCACUUGGAAUACUGUUUGUCCCUGGUGCUCCCCAGUACCUGGCUAUCGCCCACAGCUUGCUGCACACUGAGAAGGGUACUCCAGACCCUGAAACCAGCACUGAACAGCUGUGAAUUACAAAGCCUUUCUGCUAUGUGUGGCUUAGACAUCAGCCCAUGACCUGCUCUUGUGUGGCCUUUCUGUGCUCCAAGAGUAGAGUCUGGCCUCUUGCUUGCAAAAGUUGCCUAAUCCAGUGUUGACGACUUGCUGUGUCACUUCAGAAGAGCUGAAGCAACUCGCCUUGUUCUGUAGAGGUUGGUGUGUGAGAACCCCCUUUGCCCUGUCUCUCAAAUCAGAAGUAUUGGGGGUCUCUUCCCCCUAUGUGUGGGAUGCUCAGAUGCUUUGGUGUCCUAACUUUGCUUUUAAAGUCACAGCACUUCUUCCCUCUCUUCCUCCUCUGGGUGAUCAGCAUGUGGCUGUCCCUGGGAGCUGUCUCCACUGAUACCUUGGUAAGGGGCAUCGUUUGGUUCUGAUCCCUUGGUACGUAACUGUUUUGCACAAUUAAUGCCUGGUCCUGUGCUCUGUCUAUUCAAGCAAAACUCCUUUUGGAGUUCUAGUGGCACUUGUAUUCAGGGAGACUUUGCCAAGCAUUGUUCAGGAUUUAGUCCUUAAACUGCUCUGGCUAACUGCAAAUGGGGUGGGAGCUGACAGUGCUGCCCCAAGAACUUUACCUACCUGUUGGGAAUGAGCCUUUACCAGGAUGUUGUCUGUCCAUUGCCUUUUUACUAACCAGCUGGUGCUCCUCCAGUGAUCCUGGGAGAAGUGAUUGAAAAAGCAGGGCGUUGACAUGGUUGGUUGUAAUGAAACUUCCCCAGGUUUGUCCCUCAGCACACUUUUUUACCUUCCUCUUUUCUGACCUGGCAGCUGACUGGCAUAACCAGAGUUGUUGUUGCCCGGCCUUUGAUGAAUCAAGUUCUCAGACAUUUGUGCAAUAUAUUUCCAAAUCUUGGGCACUCUGGGAGAGGAAGGAAGCCUCCCAUCUGCCACAGUUCUUAGCUUGGUAUUUUAAUAUAUUAAAAAUUCAGCACAGCUCCCCAACUCUGACUACUAAUGUGGAAAAGUAAGUUCAGAUUUUUGUAAGCUUCAAAUCAUGAAUUCCAGAACUGGAAAACCAGCCUCAAUUUUUAGAUCCUUUUAAAAUCUCAAGUGGUGAGUUAUUUGUCCUUGAACAGUAAUAGCAGACUGUGGCUCUGAAGUUGCAUCACUUGAAUUUCUCAUGUCAGCAAAGCAGAAGCUGAAAAGAAGCACUGGGGCUUUUCCCUUGGUGAACUUGUGCAAUAGGUGACCUCACCAAGAGGGGUAUAACUGGGAACUUCCAAAAAGCAAAUUCCCUUUUCAAGGAAAAGGGAUCUGGGUGCUUUUUGGAGUCCUCACUUAACCUGCUUAUGUGGAAAACCCGUGAUGGAAACUGCAUUGGGGAUGAGCAGUGCUUGCUUUGCUGGACUCCUUGGUUUAAGAUUUACCCCCCCUUUACUCUGUUCCUCCCUCUUACCAGGAAAGUUUUUCAGGAACAACAGCCCACACCAAAGUAAUACACUAUAAUUGCUCCUAACACGCCCCAACUUCUGGAACCAAAAUAGCCAAGUCUCAUUCUUUUUGUCCCUGGUGUGGAGGAGUCUGAUGUUAAAGGUGUCUGUUUUUAGCUUCAAAACCAACCAAACUUGGGUAUAAUCCAUUUCUCUCUUGUAGCUGGUUACAUGUAAAAGCUGUGAAUUAGUGUGCUCUGUUGCCUUCUGCCUACAAGCCUGAUACUCAACUGCAGAGCUGAAUGGUGUGUAUUUUAAGACAGUGUAUUCGAGGGGUUUCUUGUCAUUUUUUUAACAAGCUGGACUGUUGAACGGGACCUGCUUUUUGUAUUUGGUGAAAAUGGUAGAAAGUUUGUAAGCUACACUUGGAGGAGGGAGUGGAUGGUUACUAAUUGUAUAGUAGUGUUUUUAUAUAAAGAAUGUACAGAUCCUUUGACAGACGUAUGCUUUUGUUACUUUAAUAAAAAUGUAGCAG
Messenger RNA from Gavia stellata (red-throated loon), 3336 nucleotides. It is a transcript of the gene BTG2, whose product is annotated as BTG anti-proliferation factor 2. Gene Ontology annotation, cellular component: cytoplasm; nucleus. The transcript has 2 exons. The coding region runs from base 1 to 504 and encodes 167 amino acids. NCBI's taxonomy places the organism in Eukaryota, Metazoa, Chordata, Aves, Gaviiformes, Gaviidae. The record is from RefSeq and is a predicted model, not a curated record. Gene Ontology annotation, biological process: negative regulation of mitotic cell cycle; negative regulation of cell population proliferation.